CGAUUUUGAAUGAGUUGUACGCGCCGCGUUCGCUUUGAGGGGCCCAAAACUGAAAACCGAAAACCGAAAACUGAAAACUGAAAACCAAAAACCAUAACUCGAAACUCUUCAGAAUCGCGAGUGCGUGCGUGCGUGUGUGCCUGUGUGCGUGUGCGCCUUCGACUGUGUGUGUGUGUGUGUGAGCCGCGCCCACCCGCCCUUACGAUAGCUGCCCCCACAAGCUGCACAUUUUGUUGUAUUUUUUUUUUGUUGGCUAAGUUUGGUUUGUUAUUUUCGUGUUUUUGUUGUGCAUGUGCCGCCAAAUGAAAUUUGUGUGCAACAAGCGGCGAAUGCAGGCCAGCAGCAACAACAGCAGCAGCAACAGCAACAACAACUGUUACUUUUAGAGGUUAGGCGCCUUGUCCGCCCGCUUCAAAUAUUUUCGAACUGGGUAUCCCACAACUGGUCAGCGCCAGGUUCAAGUGUAACCAGUUACCAGUUUCCAGAAACACGACAACAACAGCAACAGCAACAACAACAGCAACACCAACAGCAACAACAGCAACAGCAACAACAACAGCAUCAGCUUCAACCACUUCAAAUGUACAAUCUGCAUGCGGCCAACUAACUGUAAAACGCGCCGUGCAACGGUCAGCAACAAAUAGCACAACAGCAUCAGCAGCAACAACCUGUAACGACAGCAACAACAGCGACAACAGCAACACACUUGAGAAUUGCAUAAAAUUGAAAUUAGAUAUUGGCGGCGCAUCAAAUUACCAAAUGCUGUUGCUGUUGCCAGAACUAUGGCAACGACAAAAAUCAUGGCAACAACAACAACCACAACAGCAACAGCAGCAGCAGCAGCAGCUGCGAUUGGCAGCAUGCAGCAGCAGCAGCAGCAGCAAAGGCCGUUGCGCGGUAUUUCAAUAAUAAUUGAAUCUGAGCAACCAGCUAAGCCGGCAGGCAACAACAUUGAAGGCGACGAAAUGUCGCUCAAGUCGCAGACAAUGUUGUUGGCAUUUGGCGACAAUAGCAGCAGCAGCAGCAGCAACAACAACAAUGAUAGCAGCAGCAAUAACGAUCAAGACAACAAUUUGCAGACGCCGCAGGUUGACCAUGCAAGCCAUGUUGUUUUGGAAACUAGUUGCAACACGGUGGAAGCAACAACAGCUGCAGCAACAAACGAGCCAGCAACUAAAUUAUAUCCACAGCUGCUGCUGCGCAUUGGCCAGGCCGAGGCCGAGGUUAACUCUGUGCCUGUUGCUGAUGCUGUUGCUGUAGAAAUGGCGCCAGCAGCAGCAACUAUUAUCAGCUGCAAUGUUGCCGAUGACGUUAGAAACGUGUUACGAGCUGCAGCCACAGCUGAGCUUGAAGCUAUUCAAAUUGAAGAGAGCGCUCUCCACGGCAACGGCAACGGCAACGGCAACGGCGACGACGACGCUAGUCAGUUAACGUUAGGUGCAGUGACCGAAACAGUUGGCGUCUGUGCGCCACAGCACACGGUCAAGAUACAGAUAGCCAACGGUCAGAGCUCGUAUUCAAGUCAAAGCCAGCCCAGGCUCGGCAAACAGAUAAGCGUGGUAAAACUGAACGACAGCCAAAGCGACAGCGACAUGGUAUUACAUUUAAAGCAACAGCAGCAGCAGCAGGAGGAGCAACAGCAACAGCAGCAAUUGCUACAAUUGCAGCUGCAGCAGCAACAGCAUUCGCAAACGGAGGCACAGCCACCCACAGCGCCCUAUCAGCUAUGCUAUUUGGUGUCCAGUGGCCAGUACUCGCCCUGCGAGACUCUAGACAGCGGCACUGGCAGCGAUCUGGAGAGCAUCAAGUCGCCCAGCAGCAACAGCAACAGCAGUAACAUUGGCAACAGCAACAGCAACAUUAACAACAGCAACAGCAACAUUGGCAGCAGCGGCGUGCCCAAGCUGGAGCUGCAUCUGAAGACGACGCGCAUCCGAGUGAAUACGCCGAGCGGGCAAUCCGGAACGCACUCGCGCGCCUACAGCUUGACGGACAGCGAGGAGUGUGACGAGAGCAGCUCCUCGCUGAGCUGCGAUUCGCUGCACUCCAAUGAGGCGGCGCCGAUACUUAAAUUGGGCGCCCUUUUGCCCAGUUCGCUGCUGCGCGAUAUACGCGGCAGGGAGGUGGCCAGGGAGGGGCAGAUGGAACAGUCUUCGACGGCGACCAAAAUCGAUGGACGUCCUCUACAAUAUGAGGCAGAUCAAUAUUACAAUUUUCAUGUCAACGAGCAUGCAAAUUAUCGUAGUUUCGGUCCGGAGAGCUGCAGUCGUAUGUCGCCGGAAUACGAGGCGUACUGUUUGCCAGGCGAAGCCGAGGACCAGGAUGAGGAUGCUUUUGCCGGCUACAAGGAUGUGCGCCGCUCCUCACAAACAUCCACAAUACGCUCCUCCAAGGGCACCGUGCGCGGCGUCAAGAAUCGUGUGCGCAAUGGAGUAGCCACCUUCUUGCAGUUGCAGCAGCCGAAUGUCAAGAACUACAUGGAGAAGGAUCUGGGCAAGGUAGUACUGUACACAACCAGCAUGGGCAUCAUACGGGAUACCUAUGCCAAGUGCGCCAAUGUCAAGCAGAUAUUGCGUACACUGCUCGUCAAGUUUGAGGAACGGGAUGUAUUCAUGAGCAUCGAGUAUCAGCAGGAGAUGCGGGAUCGCAUGCACCAUGAAACGAUCCGGGUGCCGCAGCUAUUCGUUGAGGGCCAGCACAUUGGCGAUGCCGACACGGUUGAGCGUCUGAACGAGAGCGGCGAGCUGCGCCAACUACUGCGACCUUAUAAGUCGCUGGCAACGGCGUACACCUGCCAGACCUGCGGAGGCUUUCGAUUGCUGCCCUGCCCCUCGUGCAAUGGCUCCAAGAAGUCGGUCCAUCGAAACCACUUUACCGCCGAAUUCGUGGCCCUCAAGUGCAUGAACUGCGAUGAGGUUGGCUUGGUCAAGUGCCCGACAUGCUAGAGUUCCCCUUCCCAUUCCCCCCCCCUCCCCUUCCAACUGGCCGCCGAAGCUGAUUAAAUUGGAUUUAUUCACUCGCGUACCAUUUUGUUUCGUUUCUAGUAAUAAUGCGUAUUUACCCAAGAA
Messenger RNA from Drosophila virilis, 3068 nucleotides. RefSeq names its product glutaredoxin domain-containing cysteine-rich protein CG12206. The record is from RefSeq and is a predicted model, not a curated record. Lineage: Eukaryota; Metazoa; Arthropoda; Insecta; Diptera; Drosophilidae. Gene Ontology annotation, biological process: sensory perception of sound.